GGCAGUGAUUAUUUGUCCAGAUGAACUCUGGUGCAACGCAUCGUCUAUAGACAGUUCUUGAUUCAUAUUAUUCAACAUUAUGGCUAACAGAAUAGUUUUUUACUUGUCAUAUGUGUGUGUUUGUGUGCAUCAAUUCUUUCGUUUCGGUAUUACGAUCAAAUUAUUUUCGCAAAAUAAAUGACAAUAGUGGAUGAUGGGCGCGACAAUCACCCAACAACCAUAGUAUAACGGUAAAUUCGAUCUGGGUUGAACACGGAUAGAUCUAAAAAUGAACUACGAUUCAAGUUGAACAGAAAAUUGUAGUGUGUGUGUGUGUUGAUGCAAUAGAGCAAUCGAUCGAACCAUAGCCUUACAUCUGAUUGAUGCAUACGGAUGAUGAUUCGCCAUUGUAAUCAUUAUCAACCAUCAAAAGCAAUUGACCACAUGUUAUUGAAAGUAUCACCAACAGUCAUUAUAAAUCACGAAAUAAGGUGGUGUGCAAUCAAGCCAUGAUUCUACCUGUAUCGUCUUUGUCAAUAUCAUCGUCUUCAUCAUCACCAUCGUAUUCAUUAUCUUCUUCAUCCUCUUCUAUGAUGAUCAAGGAGGAAGCAUCAUCAUUAUCGAUAAAAACAUCGACCUCAUCAACAUCAUCAGUGGUCAUGAUGAGCGAUAUAAUGACGAAUCCAGCAGCAGAUUCGGUUCCAAUCGGUUCAUCAUUAUCGCCAAAUUCAUCAUCAACGACUGUUGUACAGGCAUCAACAAUUCCCGAAAACGGCAAUAUGCAAAUGAUCAAAUGUGACUCAAUGGUUGAAUGUGCAGGCUGUGGUUCUCAUAUUUUUGAUCGUUAUUAUUUAUCGGCUGUUGACCAACAUUGGCAUGUAUCUUGCCUCAAAUGUUCCCAGUGCAAAGUGAAUCUUCAGGCUGAACCAAGCUGCUUCUCAAGAGAUGGUCUCAUAUUUUGUAAAUCUGAUUAUUACAGGCUAUUCACUAUGCGUCGUUGUAACCGCUGUGGUGAAGGAAUAUAUGCAUCAGAAUUGGUUAUGCGUGUCCGAGAUCAUAAUGUCUAUCAUCUUCAAUGUUUCACUUGCGCCUGGUGUAAUGUAACACUUGCACAAGGUGACCUGUUUGGUGUCCGCGAUAAUCUUGUCUAUUGUCGAAACCAUUAUGAAAUGUUGUCCACCAACAAUGGUCAGAUAGGAAAUCCUCCCUUAUCACCGAUUCGUUGCUAUGAAUCAACUUCUACACCCCCACCACAAUUGAAUUCAACACUGUAUUCAUCAUCAUUAGGUUCAAUAUCAUCGACACCAUCUGAUUUACUGAAUCGUCAUCAUCAUAUGCAGACCUCCCACCCAGUACAUCAUUAUCAUCAUCACCAUUCUCAUUCAUCAUCAUCAUCGUCACCAAAUGCUCUUCAUCAUUAUCAUAACAUGAAUCAAUCAUUUCAUCAUCAAGUUCAUUUAGGACAACAUCAUCAUUCCUCUGGACCAUUAUCAUCAUCUUCACCACCAUCGGCAUCGAUACAUCUUAAUGAUUCACAUCUAAUGGGCGAUAUUUGUAGUACUAUGGCUGCCACACCUUAUCCAUCAACGGGUCAACAUCAUUUACCUUAUUCACCAUUGUCCAUAACAAAUUUAUCUAGCGGUGGGGGUGGUGGCAGCGGUAGUCCAGCUACACCUGUAGGAGGAGGAGGAGGAUCAUCAAUGCAGAAUUCUAUGAAUGGUCAAUCGCCAUCAACUACAUCAGUGACGACCACUACGACCAAUACUGGACAAAGUAUUCGAAAAGGUCGACCACGAAAACGUAAAAAUGUUACGACCAGUAAUCAUCAACAUCAUCAACACAAUCAUCAUCAUCAUCAACAACAGUCACAGCUAAGUAAUUCUCCUCAUUCACAUGGCCACCAGCAGCAACAUCAUUCCAAUUCUCAUUCACAAUCCGAUCCGGAAAGCGGUGCAAUUAAUUCGUUAUCACACGAAUCUCUAUCAUCACCACCAGCACCAUCGUCGCGUAAUGCUCAUAGUCCAGUUUUGACAAAUUCAUUGGAUGGUGGUGGUGGUCCAUUGUCAGGUCUAGCUGCAUCGAUUGAAAAUUCAUGCAAUUCACAAUUGGCCUCAUCAGCAUUGAAUAGUCUUUCUUCACAUCAAUCAUUAGGUAGCAGCGGUAACGGUGGUAAUAGUUCGAAUCAACGUACAAAACGAAUGCGAACAUCCUUCAAACAUCAUCAAUUAAGAACGAUGAAAAGCUAUUUUGGUAUCAAUCAAAAUCCAGAUGCUAAAGACCUAAAAGCAUUGGCCCAGAAAACUGGAUUGUCUAAACGAGUCUUGCAGGUAUGGUUCCAGAAUGCUCGUGCCAAAUGGCGGCGUAAUAAUCUGAAAAUGAUGCCCGAUACUCAACAUGAAUUGGGCCUGAAUGGUCAGACAAUGUUGAACACUGCAAUCGGCUCACAUAAUCCAUCCACGCCUUCAACCAUUAUUAGUAGUCCUAGUGGAUCGACCAGACCUUAUUCAUCACCAUCACCGGCUGCUCUAUCACCACCAUCAUCAGUGACGGCCGAUACCUCAUCGUUAAGUCAUCAAGCGGCAAUAAUUUCUGUAUCGAAUGCAGUAGCUACAGCAGGAGGACCAUCACCACAGUCGAUUCCAUCAUCAAAAUCCAAUUUACAGGAAGCAGCAGCUUUCGUAAGUGGCGGAAGAGGAUCGGGGACGAACACGAAUGAACAUCAUCAUCACCAUCAUCAUCAUCAUCUAAAUUCUUCGUCAUCAUCAUCAUCAUCAUCAAUUGCCACUGGAAACCUGAUCUCGAUGAAUUUUCAAGAAUUAUACUGAACACCAUCGACAGAAUAUUUUCCAACUAAUUGCAGAUUUGUAAAUAUUUUUGUGUGUUCAAUAAUAUCAGUAGGUCGUCAAUAGGAGAUCCAAAAACAGAGUAGGGUCACACAAUUCUUAUACUUUGAUUGUUCUACUUAAAAACUUUCCUUCGCCAAUUGAUGAAUGAAUGAAUGAAUGAAUAACACACCAAUUAUAAACAAUUAAUCGCGUGCAUAAAGCGCAAAUAGCAGCAAUGAUUAAUGCAUAAAAUUACUUGGGCUGUAUAUAUGGAUCGAUUUUUAGAAUGUUUUGAAUAAAUAAAAAAAAAUAAGUAAUAAACUGUUCGCAAA
Dermatophagoides farinae (American house dust mite) is the source of this 3136-nucleotide messenger RNA. RefSeq lists its product as uncharacterized. Lineage: Eukaryota; Metazoa; Arthropoda; Arachnida; Sarcoptiformes; Pyroglyphidae. The record is from RefSeq and is a predicted model, not a curated record. Gene Ontology annotation, cellular component: nucleus. Gene Ontology annotation, molecular function: RNA polymerase II transcription regulatory region sequence-specific DNA binding; DNA-binding transcription factor activity, RNA polymerase II-specific. Gene Ontology annotation, biological process: neuron differentiation; regulation of transcription by RNA polymerase II.